Pocillopora meandrina is the source of this 472-nucleotide messenger RNA. The record is from the annotation of a GenBank genome assembly. Lineage: Eukaryota; Metazoa; Cnidaria; Anthozoa; Scleractinia; Pocilloporidae.
CGCUCCCGGGUGGGGUUGAAAUGAUUGACAAUAUGGCUCUUUAGCGGGAAGAUGGAUGUCAGCUGUGAAUUACCAAAAAACAGCCAUAAAUUUACUGGUACAGACGAAAAAACGAUUAAAUCCCAUCGUAAGGGAGUCUCCUGUGUUAAAUUUAGCCCAAACGGGCAAUUUAUAGCUUCCUCUUCAGCCGACAAACUGAUCAAAAUAUGGAACUCGGCUGGAAAAUUAGAAGGGACUUUGAAAGGACAUAAGCUUGAAGUUUCUGAAGUUUCUUGGAAUUCUGCGAGUCAGUUUCUUGUUUCGGCAUCAGACGACACCAGCGUAAGGAUAUGGGAUCUUGCCAGCAUGACUUGUGUUAAGAUUCUUCUUGGUCAUCAAGAUUAUGCCUUCUGUUGCUGUUUUAACUUGAAAACAACUCUGGUUGUGUCGGGUUCAUUUGAUGAAAGCAUCAAGAUCUGAGACGUGUCUGAAG